Molecule: messenger RNA, 759 nt
Organism: Daldinia childiae
Lineage: Eukaryota; Fungi; Ascomycota; Sordariomycetes; Xylariales; Hypoxylaceae
Product: putative wsc domain protein
Exons: 1
Coding region: 1-759 (252 amino acids)
Source: RefSeq, a predicted model, not a curated record
AUGAAGGCCUCCUUUUUGUUUCUGCUCGUGGCGUUUCGUCGCAUCUGCGGUACCCCCAACCCGACGCUUCAAUGGGACCCGGAGACGACUAAAGACUGCAUUGAAUGGUACAAUAACAGCGACGGCGAACCGUGUGAACAUGUACGCAGUCUGUUUGGGAUCACCCCCGAUGAGUUCCAUGAAUGGAACCCCUCCGUCGGUCUUGACUGCCAGCCAUGGGAGUAUCAGUCGUACUGCAUCGUUACCAUGGAGAAGAUAAACAACACAAUCACGACCACUUCAUCUUCUUCCUCUACAGCGACUGUCUCUACUACCUCUGUGAUCACGCCCGGGCCCUCUCCUACCUCUUGGACCGAUAUAGGCUGUUACGUCGAGGACCCCGUGCUGCCUAUCCUCGAGGAGAACCUGAGCCCCGAGGGCGGUGAUACAGCGCUGUCUAUUCCCAAAUGCGAGAACGCAUGUUAUCUUAAGGCCUAUGUCUUCGCAGGCGUGCAGGAGGGAAACCAGUGCUGGUGUGGCAGCUACGUGGGCGGCGAGUGGGCGAGCAACCAGACUUACUGCAAUACCACCUGCACCGGCGACAGCAAGACGUUCUGUGGCGGCAAGGGACUAGUCAACGUCUUUAAAGCGGAGGAGAACGAGGAGUCUACUGGCACUACUGCUACUACUACCGGGACUUCUAUUACGACUACGGCAACAGGAUCUGCUAUCAGCGAGACACAGUCGUCCGGGGCAAUCAGGAACCUGGCAUUGUUAUGA